ACAAACAACAACAAUACCGCCAAAAUGAAUAUCGGCAAAAGGUUCGACCGCAUGAAGCAAUGGACGGAUGAGAGAAUGGGCAAGGAGAUCAAGACUGCUGCGUCGGACGAGUUCAAGGCUCUUGAGCUCGAGAUGCAAUUGAGACACGAAGGUAUGGAGCGUCUGCAAAGAAGUAUGACAACCUACGUCAAGUCCUUGUCCAAGACCAAGGAGGCAGAAGACAAGGAGAAGACGCUGCCCAUCGCCUACCUCGGAUCCACCAUGGCCAAAUACCAGACUGCUCGCAAGAGACUCGAAACCCGCCGCCUCGCCUACGAUACCUCGAUGAACAAGCUGCAAAAGGCAAAGAAGGACGAUUUCGCCUUGGAGGAGUCUGCGCGCGCGCAAAAGGCAAAAUACGACGAGUCGAGCGACGACGUACAACGCAGGAUGCUGGAUAUCAAGGAAGCCGAAGUUGACAGCAUCAACGACUUGUCCACCUUCCUGGAUGCCGAGUUGGCAUACUACGACAGAGCACGAGAGAUUCUUAUGCAGUGCAAGAGAGACUGGNNCCCUGCCUCUGGUAACGCUGGUGCCGGUCUGGCUGUUCCAGGAGGACGUAGAGUGCCUAGAUCUCGCUCUAACACUGGAAACUCGGCCUCUUUCCGUCAAAUUGAUGAGGAUGAGCCAGUCCACGAUUUCCGCCCUCCGAUCCGCGCAAGAGCACCUUCCGGGACCAACUCGCCUCGCCGUGAACUACCAGGCUUCGAUCUUCCCACCAGACCUUCUGGCCGUUUCGAGGGCCCAUCAAGUCUCAACUCUCGCGAUGCUUCUCCUGUCUCCAUGCCCCGUCUGUCCCGUGUGCCCACCGACUCGUCUUUGUCCCUUAGGCAGGGAUUGAGACCCACCAAGAGAAAUGAUAGUGCGAACUCGGACGUGUUUGGUGAUCAGGACGACUAUGCCUUGGACAACGAUCGCUACGUCGACGAACGCUCUGUUUCUCCUGCCUCUUACAACGCUGCUCCUAGUUUCUCGCGCUCUGCUAGCUGGUCUCAGCAAGACGCUGGAGCAAAGAAAUUGGCUCCUCCGCCGCCACCAUCGAGAGCCAAGAAGCCUCCACCACCACCGCCUAUGAAGCGCAGCGCUUUGAGUUCGUCCGACAUUCCGCGACAGUACUAG
Messenger RNA from Aureobasidium uvarum, 1158 nucleotides. The record is from the annotation of a GenBank genome assembly. Lineage: Eukaryota; Fungi; Ascomycota; Dothideomycetes; Dothideales; Saccotheciaceae.